Symbiodinium natans is the source of this 423-nucleotide messenger RNA. The record is from the annotation of a GenBank genome assembly. NCBI's taxonomy places the organism in Eukaryota, Dinophyceae, Suessiales, Symbiodiniaceae.
AUGCAGGAUGACAGGGAAACCGCCAAGCAACGCCUGCAGCGACUCAUCCGGGACUUCGCCCACGACGCUGUUGGCACUGGCUUGGCAGUCGAGGUGAGCACCGAGGAAUCCUCGGAGGACUCCUUUCAGGGGACGUUGCGGCUGGAUCGACGUCUUAGCCAGGUGGAGAUCUGGCGGCCCGGAGAAGGCGCGUCCUCUACCCUCACUCUGCCGUUCAACCAGGUGAAAUCUGUUGCUAAAGUUGAGAUCGCUGACUUUGACAUCAGUGAGGCGAAAGAUGUGGAUGCAUCCUCAUUGACCAUCGAGAGCCAUCAGAAGCCGACCAUCAGGCUCAAUUUCGAUUCCGUUAUGUCCCGGGAUCGGGCGUACACAUGUCUGAGGAUAUUCCACAUGUCCAUUGAUCAGCCCGUCGCAGCGGGAUAG